AUGGUCUUGAUCCGGCUGCCAGGAGACUCGCCUUUCAAAGACGCGUCUUUUGAUAUAAGACACGCCUUUCCAGCUGUGCUGGAAGCCAGGCCAGGCCAGGCCAGGCCAGGCCAGGCCAGGCCAGGCCAGGCCAGGCCAGGCCAGGCUGUGGCCAGGCAGGCCAGGCCAGGCCAGGCCAGGCCAGGCCAGGCCAGGCCAGGCCAGGCCAGGCCAGGCCAGGCCAGGCCAGGCCAGGCCAGGCCAGGCCAGGCCAGGUUGAGGCCAGGCCAGGCCAGGCCAGGCCAGGUUGAGGCCAGGUUGGGCCAGGCCAGGCCAGGCCAGGCAGGCCAGGCCAGGUUAGGCCAGGCCAGGUUGGCCAGGCCAGGCAGGCCAGGCCAGGCCAGGUCAGGCCAGGCCAGGUUGGCCAGGUUGGUUGGGCCAGGCCAGGCCAGGCCAGGCCAGGCCAGGCCAGGCCAGGCCAGGCCAGGCCAGGGGCCAGGCCAGGCCAGCCAGCCAGGCCAGGCCAGGCUGCAGGCCAGGCCAGGCCAGGCCAGGAGGAGGGCCAGGUUGGCCAGGCCAGGCCAGGUUGAGGCCAGGUUAGGCCAGGCCAGGCCAGGAGGGCCAGGAGGCCAGGCCAGGCCAGGCCAGGCCAGGUUCAGGUUACAGGCCAGGCCAGGCUGGCCAGUCAGGCCAGGCCAGGCCAGGCCAGGCCAGGCCAGGCCAGGCUCCGGGCUGCGUUGUGAAAGUUUCUUAAAACCAUUGAACAUUUUGGCCCAGUGGGAAUCGAAACCGAACCUCAUGCACAGCGGUAUAUGUAUAUGCUACAAAGUAGACCAACAAGGAGACUGA
Helicoverpa armigera (cotton bollworm) is the source of this 828-nucleotide messenger RNA. RefSeq lists its product as uncharacterized. The transcript has 6 exons. The coding region runs from base 1 to 828 and encodes 275 amino acids. The record is from RefSeq and is a predicted model, not a curated record. NCBI's taxonomy places the organism in Eukaryota, Metazoa, Arthropoda, Insecta, Lepidoptera, Noctuidae.